AUGAAGAGGUGUUCACUGGAUUGUCCCACUGUGAAGGAGGAGACUGAGAAGGCAAAGGUGGAACUCCAAGACAGUAUUUUUUGCUCAGAAGAUGAUAACAGUCUGUAUUUCACAUACAGUGGCAAAUCAAAUGUGCUGGAGGUCAGAGACCUCAACUAUCAGGUUGAUGUGGCCUCACAGAUUCCAUGGUAUCAGAAACUAUCAGAGCUAAAGAUGCCUUGGACAUGUGGCACAGACCCCAGUUCCCAUGUGAUGGCCAUCCAAAAUUUGACCUUUAAAGUCAGAAGUGGACAGAUGCUGGCCCUCAUAGAAAGUUCUGUUUGCAGAAAAACAUCUUUGUUCGACGUGAUAACAUGUAGGGACCAUGGAGGCAAAAUUGUAUCAGGUCAAGUUAUAAUCAAUGGAAAACCCAGUACCCACCAACUGGUUAAGAAGUGCAUUGCCCAUGUACGGCAAGAUGACAGACUGCUACCCAACUUGACAGUGAGGGAAACAUUAUUGUUCAUUGCAAAACUGCGUCUCCCGAAGACAUUUUCCGAGUCAGAAAGAGAAAAAAGGGUAGAAGAAGUUAUAGCAGAACUGAGAUUGCGACAAUGUGCAAAUACAAAAGUUGGAAAUGAGUAUAUCCGUGGUGUUUCUGGGGGUGAGAGGAGAAGAGUAAGCAUUGGGGUCCAGCUUUUGUGGAAUCCUGGAAUUCUAAUAUUUGAUGAACCCACAUCAGGACUGGACAGUUUCACAGCCCACAACUUAGUAAUAACACUGUCUAGGCUGGCCAGAGGAAACAGAUUAGUCCUUCUCUCAGUUCACCAGCCACGAUCAGAUAUCUUCCAGCUCUUUGAUCUGGCUCUGUUGAUGACGUCUGGAGCCACAAUCUAUGCUGGAGCAGCACGGGACAUGGUCCAAUAUUUCAAAGAAAAUGGAUAUCCCUGCCCAACAUACAGCAACCCUGCUGAUUUCUAUGUUGAUUUGACUAGUGUUGACAGGCAGACUGAAGAAACGGAGAUGGUAACCCAACAAAGGGCCAGCUCACUCGCUGCCUUAUUCCAUGAAAAAGUCAAACAUUUUGAUGACUUUUUAUGGAAAAGAAGACCAGAAGAAGAUGAAAAUAUGGUGUCUGUUUCCAGAGAUCUAAGGUGAAAAAUGAACCCCCAUCCAGCUGAUCAGUUGCCAGGAUGGUUUCAGCAGUUCACUAUCUUACUAAGUCGGCAGUUCUCCAACAAUGUCCGCGAUCUCUCAGCUUUGUUAAUCCGUGGAUUUGAGGCCCUCCUAAUGUCUUUGUUAAUUGGUUUCCUGUAUUAUGGCCAUGGAAAAAACAAGCUGUCUAUUCAGGAUACAUCAGCACUUUUGUAUAUGAUAGGAGCCCUGAUUCCUUUCACAGUCAUUUUUGAAGGAAUCACAAAAUGUCACUCUGAAAGAGUUGUGCUUUAUCAGGAUUUUGAAGAUGGAUUGUAUCCCGUUGGGCCAUAUUUCUCUGCCAAGGUUUUAGGGGAACUUCCAGAGCAGUGUGUUCUAUGCAUCAUUUAUGGAAUUCCCAUCUACUGGCUGGCAAAUCUCAGUCCUGAACCGGAACAUUUCUUUCUUAACUUGCUUUUGCUUAUGCUUGGAACUUGCUGUGCCCGAACCAUGGCACUGUGGAUAUCUGCGCUGCUGCCAACAAUGCAGAUCUCAGCCUUCUUUGGCAAUAUGUUGUAUACAACAUUCUUCCUAAGUGGUGGCUUCUUGAUAAGCUUGCAAAACCUGUGGACAGUUCCAUCUUGGAUAUCGAAAGUGUCCUUUGUCAGAUGGUCUUUUGAAGGCUUGAUGCAAGUUCAGUUUGCAGGAGUCACGUACACGAUGACUUCUGGGAAUGUCACUUACCCAGUUUCUGGGAAAUUUGUGCUCCAAUCAAUGGAUCUAGACUCCCAACCCCUCUAUGUAAUUUGCCUCAUCUUGGCAAGCAUUAGCACAGGAUUCUUGCUUUUAUACUAUUUAUCUCUCCGAUUCAUUAACCAGAAAUCAGAUCAAGACUGGUAG
Molecule: messenger RNA, 2013 nt
Organism: Gekko japonicus
Lineage: Eukaryota; Metazoa; Chordata; Lepidosauria; Squamata; Gekkonidae
Gene: ABCG8
Product: ATP binding cassette subfamily G member 8
Exons: 13
Biological process (GO): cholesterol homeostasis
Cellular component (GO): plasma membrane
Molecular function (GO): ATP binding; ABC-type transporter activity; ATP hydrolysis activity
Source: RefSeq, a predicted model, not a curated record